AUGUCCGUGAUUUUCAUGAGAAUCGCCGCUGCCAUCGGCGUCCUACUUCACGUCACUCUGUCCACGGCAGAGUUCACCUCUUUGUGCUCAGACGUGUAUCUCGACAAGAACGACGCCAAUAUUCUGGUGACUCGGUGUACCAUGAACGGAGAACCUAGUGAUUCGCACUACGUCUGGAGCGAGUUUGACCUCAACAAGAUCCUGGGCUACCAGGCACCAUACAUAAUUUAUCAAAAGAAGUAUGUUGCCACGCCCCUGCACUGCGCAAGACAGCUUAUGAAGAGACCACUAACGGACAGUGGCAACUUCUCCCACGUUGUCCUGUGA
Sporothrix brasiliensis 5110 is the source of this 327-nucleotide messenger RNA. RefSeq lists its product as uncharacterized. The coding region runs from base 1 to 327 and encodes 108 amino acids. NCBI's taxonomy places the organism in Eukaryota, Fungi, Ascomycota, Sordariomycetes, Ophiostomatales, Ophiostomataceae. The transcript has 2 exons. The record is from RefSeq and is a predicted model, not a curated record.